Molecule: messenger RNA, 1119 nt
Organism: Necator americanus (New World hookworm)
Lineage: Eukaryota; Metazoa; Nematoda; Chromadorea; Rhabditida; Ancylostomatidae
Exons: 12
Coding region: 1-1119 (372 amino acids)
Biological process (GO): GDP-fucose import into Golgi lumen; protein O-linked glycosylation via fucose
Cellular component (GO): Golgi apparatus
Molecular function (GO): antiporter activity; GDP-fucose transmembrane transporter activity
Source: RefSeq, a predicted model, not a curated record
AUGUCCACACAAAGCUCAGCAUCGUCUCCACAUCUUCAUCGUUCUCCAUCGGUACAGCCUGAGGUGAAGGAAAAGAUGUCGGAUGAGAAAGAGUUAACCAGACAUGAGCGUUAUGUGAAAGUUGUUGCGGCUGUCUCUGCAUACUGGGUUUGUUCUAUCGGUCUAGUAUUUCUUAACAAAUAUCUACUAAGCAGCGAUGACCUAAAGCUUAAUGCACCCCUCUUCGUGACAUGGUAUCAAUGUGUAGUGACAGUUGUGCUAUGUUUUUCAUUAUCAUUUAUUUCGAAAACUUUUCCUAAUAUUGUUAAUUUUCCUCGCAUGACCUUGGAUGCGAAGAUCAGCCGAGAGGUGCUACCUCUCUCCGUAGUCUUCGUUGGCAUGAUCUCUUUCAAUAAUCUAUGCCUUAAAUAUGUAGGCGUCUCUUUCUAUUAUGUCGGAAGAUGUUUAACAACUGUCUUCAAUGUGAUAUGCACAUAUUUGAUUCUGGGCCAAAAGACUUCUGCACGUGCGAUAGGUUGUUGUUUUGUCAUCAUUGCUGGGUUUCUUCUGGGAGUUGAUCAAGAAGAUGCGUCAGGCUCUCUUUCUGUGAUUGGUGUCGUGUUUGGAGUAUUAGCUUCACUUUGCGUUGCACUAAAUGCUAUCUAUACCCAAAGUACGCUUCCGAUAGUUGGUGACUCAAUCUGGCGAUUGACUAUGUACAAUAAUCUCAAUGCAAUGGUUCUCUUCCUGCCGCUAAUGCUAUUUUCUGGGGAACUGGGCGAAGUAAUGUUCUUUCCGAGACUAUUCAAUGUAACUUUCUGGAUGUGGAUGUCAUUGUCUGGGAUUUUUGGUUUCAUGAUGGGAUACGUGACUGGGUGGCAGAUCCAGGCAACCUCAGCCUUAACCCACAACAUAUCGGGAACGGCUAAAGCUGCUGCUCAAACGGUCAUGGCUGUCAUAUAUUUUUCAGAAAUCAAAACUUUUAUGUGGUGGGCGAGCAAUGUCAUCGUGUUAUUCGGUUCAGCUGCCUACACUUAUGUUAAGAAACAAGAAAUGGAUAAGAAGACGGAUCUCAUGAAAUCAUCCGAUCGUCGGCCGUUAAUGAGCACAAAAGUGGAAGAGGAUAGAGAACUUGUGUAA